Messenger RNA from Biomphalaria glabrata, 2169 nucleotides. Its product is annotated as bifunctional protein GlmU-like. The record is from RefSeq and is a predicted model, not a curated record. Bases 139 to 597 code for a protein of 152 amino acids. The transcript is spliced from 3 exons. NCBI's taxonomy places the organism in Eukaryota, Metazoa, Mollusca, Gastropoda, Planorbidae.
GUCACACACACACACUUCUCUCUCACACACACACUCAGAGACAAACCAUUGUGACAAGACCAGGCCAGUGUUACAAACAGGUCCUUUACACUGGAGCAGACGCCACACAUCUAUAGAUCUAGAUUCAGAUUUAUCAUUAUGUGUGAGGCCGACAGCCGCAGACACGCCAAUGUCGCUUCCGGUCCUUUACAGUGCCACCCGCUACGAUUGCAUCCUGGGGAUGAACUCUAUUCGACAUUGCUUCAUUACGUCAGAGCCAACAGUCUGAAUGCUGCUUUUAUCAUGAGCUGUGUCGGGAGUGUUGUUAGCGCCGACCUAAGGAUGGCUAAUGCCGAGGUGAUUCGUCACUUAGAAGGCCAUUAUGAGAUUGUCUCUCUCGUUGGCACCCUAUCCGGAGGAGACGGGGGCCACCUCCACAUCAGUCUUAGCGACGAGCACGGCGAUGUCAUAGGCGGACACGUCAUGGGGAACCUUGUGGUCUACACUACUGCGGAAGUGAUCAUAGGCAAUGUGGAAGGUGUUCAAUUCUCCCGGCCUGAAGAUCCAGAGACGGGUUACGAUGAGUUAAUGAUAGAGAAGGCCGAGGCCAAGCGGUGAUGCAUAUCAUUUCCUUGGAGGGGAAGAUGUAAUAGACAGUCUGGGAUUGUACAAAAGAACUCAGUUUGGAGUAGGCUACUACGCUUUCUCUGACAACUUCAUGAGAGAAUGAUGGAAAAAAAUCAAAAUAAUUUUUAUUAGAAUAUAUUCUCUUUUCUCCGUCAUAACAUAAGGAAGAAUACGAAAAAGAAGAGAUAGAGAGAAAGAGAGGAGAAAUAUACAGGUACAGGGGUAUCGGUUGGAUACAUUGGUUAGAAGAUAAUAUUCACUCAUGCAGCUGUGUGGGCCAGUCAGGAGUGGGGGGGGGGUGAAGAAAAUCUACGACCUACAAAAAUCGUUCACUUUAUAUCCAGUCCAUUUGUACUUGAUGAUGCAGGCUACAAUGUGUAACGUCUAAAGUGAUGUUUUAUGAUAUUAUUAACGUCCUUUUGUUGUAGAAUGAAAGUUUUUUAAAAAAGGUGGAAAAGAGCUUGAAUUGACCACUUAAUAAGCCUCUUUUUAUAAUUCGGUUAGGCUCUGCAAAUGUGUCUAGUUGUAAUAAGUUGUAUAUAUGAUAAAAAAAAAAGGCAGACACGUGAUGUGACUUUUUAAACUUCAACAGCGGCUAGCUUUGUGCUUACUACAAUCUGAACUAGAAAUCUACACUGUAGAUAUGAGAAACUCCAUUGGGUGGUUGGGGCAGACAAGAAUGUAAACUGCUGACGUUAAAGUUUCCCAUCAUGCUUCGCUGCAAAGUUUACAAGUCCACUGUUAAGUUCUGCUAAAUAUUUACGAUUUCCAUUCUGGGGUGACUUCGCUCCUGACAUGCACACAGUAUUUAUCUAUACACAUAAAUCUAAAUAGGGGGCGAGGCUGGACGGAGGAGAAAGGCUCUUAAACCAUCCCCCCCCCCCCUUUCUGCCUCUUAAAAUAUUUGUUGAGCAUAGAAACAAAAAAGCUACCGCAUCAUUGACUCCCUCUAUGAGCCAGUGAGGGGAUAUUCUAAAUAGAGUCAUUGGUGUAUCCGUUGUACAGAACACCACUAUGUAUUUUGAAAAGCAUGUAAUACUAUUUUUUAGCGUGUUUCGGGUGCUCUUUUAGAAUUGAAGAUUAAUAAAAAUAAAAAUCUCUGGGUCAGGAUUUUAAAACUGAUUAUAAAAACAGACACAAAAACUUUGUUAAUCUGGCAAUCAAAUCAUUAAAUACAAUUCAACUAUCUUAUAUAAACAUUUUUAUGUUUUGUUUUGUGUAAUUCACAAAUUUCAUUAUGGAUAAUAAAGAUUAGUAUUCUCCGAGCCCAAACCUUCUUCAGGACUGCUUGGGCUCGGACAGAGUUUGAACAUGGGCCUUUUGUGACGCCAGUUAAGCGCAUGAUUCAAGACCAGGAAGCCAUCAAUGCACAAUCAAAUUUCUAAGCUUAUUACUAGUUGCCUACAGAAUCAAUUAGAAAAAAUGUAGUUGGCAACAGUGAUCUUAAAUACCCUGUACAACAGUCAGUGAUGUAUUGUGUGACUAUGAACAUUUAUAUUUUUUUAAUGAUAUUGUUGUUGCUUCUGUCUAUUGUGCAUUGAAUAAAUCUUUUUCAUCAUUCUA